GACGAAGCCAGAUUCCCCUGACACACUCCAUCGCCCUUCUCCUUUCUCCCUUUAACCUAAUCCUCAUCUUCCUCGGCUUCCUUGCGCGCAUGCAAUCCGGCGGCCGGCGUUCGUGGGUAAGUCGGGCGGGCCUCCGACGUGCAUCCCCUCUCUCAGACGGAGGUGCAUGAUACACGAGUACACUUCUGAUGCUUUUACACAAAAGUUGGAGCAUGCACACAAGAUACAUAUUAAAUAUGGAAAAGCUGGGAGCUGGCCAAUUGAGAAUAGGGAAUACUGGUGUCAACAUCCAAGGACCUAUAGCAUCUCUGCAGUGCAUAAGGAAAGCAUGAAUCUAAACAGAUUAUAUUUGUGCAAAUGGAACAAGCCUGCUCUGCUAAGACUCGUGCCUUUGGUGACCGGACAACGAGUGAUGUCACUGUUUGCUUGAGGAACAGAGAUGGUAGGCCAGAGUGGUUCCACUGCCACUCAACCAUUUUGAGGGGAGAGAGCAAAUAUUUUGCAGAUCGGCUCCCUGAGAACCGUCCUGCUUCUCCGAGUCAUGAUACGGGUAAUUGCAUUGAAGUUCACUGCACAGGAAACGAGUAUGACAAUUAUGUUAAGGUCUUAAAGCUACUUUAUCUCUCAGAAGAGUCAGUUCUAGACUCGUGGGAUUCUGUUAAAUCUGCCAUUGGUGUUCUUCGAGUUUCAGUUUCUCUUCAAUGUAGAUCAAUCAUCCAGAGCUGCAUCCUGUACUUGGAGGCUGUACCUUGGGAGGAAGACGAAGAGGAAGAGAUCAUAAAAGUGGCCUCUAGCCUAGGCCCUGAAGCUCAACCACUUUUAGCUCGGAUAAAACCUGUCAGUACAAAUGACACUAAGAAUGUAUUCCUGUCAGCUGUUCGUUUUGCUAUGUCCGUCACAAGUUCUGUUCCUCCAUUCACGGAUGAACUGAAGACUUCUGCCCAGGAACAAGUUGAGUACAUGCUUCUGGAGGAUGAAGAUGCUCCUCUGGUUGCAGUGGAUGAGGAUGUGAAAUCCGAGGUCAGUACAGGCCUAGCCAGGAUGUUUACGACGUUGGAGACAGCACUGAAUAUGCUCGCCUCAGAUGUUGAUCAGUCGCUCGAGGCAGGUGAACACCAACUCUUGCAGAGCCUAUCAGAUCUUGAGUGGAUGUGUAACAUAAUUCCGAAGAUGGAAAUGAUGAAAGAAUUUGUCUUCGGUUGGGCUCAUGUCUCUGAUCACAUCCUGGCAGUCAUUCAAGAUGAGAAGUACAGCUCCAGCUUGUGGUCCGUCAAAGCAAAGUCGAUAGAAGUAACUGGAAAAGCUUUGGAUGCUAUCGGGUAUGGCAGCGUCAUUCUUCCAGCACCAUUCAGAGUCCACUUCUUGAGAACAUGGCUCCCUUACAUCAGGAAGAUGAAGCAUUUACUGGAUUUGAAGAGCAUGGAGGACGAAUCGUUUCCCUAUAAGAUGGAUGGCGAUUUGUGCCAGAACGUAGAAGGUGCGAUCACAUCUCUCGUGCUUGCUUUGCCGUCGAAUGAUCAAGCGGAGAUAUUCACAGAUUGGAUGAAAAAAACUGAGCAGUUGAGUUAUCCUGAUUUGAGCGAGGCAUUCGAAGUGUGGUGUUACAGGACCAAAGCUGCAAAGAGGAGGUUGAUGGCCAGCCUAAAUGAAGCCGGCAAUCCUGCGGUCAGCCUCGGAUGAUCUCAUUUUUGUAUGUCGUAACAGAGACGAUUCCUUUUCAUUCUUAUGGCUCAAGGUUUCUACUGUUGUUAGUAAUGGUUCAAGGGAGAUGAACCUGUUUGACCCAUUCAUACAUGCUAGGGCAUGAUAUGGUCAACCGUUGACUUUGCAAAAGGAUGUGCUUUUGAGCAACGACAGUAAAAUCGAGCUCAGGGUGGAAGAAUCUCGAUAUACACACGAUUGCAUCAAAGAAGUCCUUUGGGUUUUUA
Musa acuminata AAA Group (dessert banana) is the source of this 1928-nucleotide messenger RNA. RefSeq names its product BTB/POZ domain-containing protein At3g05675. NCBI's taxonomy places the organism in Eukaryota, Viridiplantae, Streptophyta, Magnoliopsida, Zingiberales, Musaceae. The transcript has 3 exons. The coding region runs from base 358 to 1680 and encodes 440 amino acids. Gene Ontology annotation, molecular function: protein binding. The record is from RefSeq and is a predicted model, not a curated record.